This is a messenger RNA of Trichoplax adhaerens, 2157 nucleotides long. RefSeq lists its product as hypothetical. NCBI's taxonomy places the organism in Eukaryota, Metazoa, Placozoa, Uniplacotomia, Trichoplacea, Trichoplacidae. The record is from RefSeq and is a predicted model, not a curated record. The transcript is spliced from 19 exons. The coding region runs from base 1 to 1779 and encodes 592 amino acids. Gene Ontology annotation, cellular component: lysosome. Gene Ontology annotation, biological process: sphingolipid metabolic process.
AUGGCGUCCAAAUUGGCAACUGUUUUCUUCCUUCUUUCCGUUUGUAGCGUAAUCCACGCCAAGCACAUCCUUGGUGGUCAAUCAUGUACUUGGGGCCCAUCUUAUUGGUGCCAAUCGGCCAAGACAGCGGUCGAAUGUGAUGCCUUAGAUCACUGUAUGAAGAAUGUUUGGAGUAAGAAAUUGAAAAGUAAUGGUAUAGAAUGUGAUCUAUGCGAAAGUGCCGUGUCAAAUUUUAUUAAGCAUGCCAACUCCAGUGGAGCUCAGAAAGAAAUUGCUCAGCUUCUCAAUGGUCUUUGUACCGCCAUCGGUGGCGAGGCUGAAAAAGGGUGCAAGACUUUUGCUACAAAGUAUGUACCCCCUUUUAUCCAAUACGCACUGAAAAUGCUUAAACCAAAGCAACUGUGUACGUUAGUCAAUUUAUGCUCCGCUAGCAGUAGUGAGGGUCUAAUCAAUCUGCAGAACUUAUUAGCUCCUGGUGCCAUCAGAAACAUCUUAACCUCUGGUAAAAUUGAGAGUAUUUUAGCUCCGGGUGCUGUGAGAAACGUAAAAACUUCACCUGGCAUUGAAAGCAUUUUAGCUCCUGGUGCAGCGAGAAACGUAAAAAAACAACCUAGCAUAGAAAGCAUUUUAGCCCCUGGUGCUCAGAGAAACGUAAAAGUUCCAGCUAGCAUUGAAAACAUUUUAGCGCCUGGUGCUGUGAGAAAUGUCAAACUUCCAGCAAAGACACAAGCUGCCAGUUCCGAUUCAUUAGAAUGCAUUGCUUGCUCCGUUAUCGUUAGUGAACUCGACUCUGCUUUGGGCAAUAAAAACACCGAGAAUAAGAUUAUCUCAUAUGCGGAUAGCUUAUGUAAAUAUCUUCCUGGUGAUCUUAGUACAGAGUGUCAAAGCUAUAUCAAUCAGUUUGGACCACCAAUCUUGCAAGCUUUGUUGCAAUAUUUGCCAGCGGAUCAAGUCUGCGCUUACUACUUAAAGCUUUGCCCAAAAUCUGUACUUACUAAUGAUGACGUUCGUGUCCCAGCCCCUACACAACUUGUAUCCGGCCUAUGUGUUUUCUGUGAAACUGGAGUUACAUAUAUUGAAGGCCUGCUCAAGAUUAACAAAACUGAGACUGAAAUCUACGACGCUUUAGUUAACUUGUGCACCGUUGUACCUACUGGAGUAUUACGAACUGAUUGCGACAAUUUCGUCGAAAAAUACGCAAAAGCUGCUAUCAAAUUGGUCAACUCAGACAUUGCCCCAUCUAGCGUUUGCAAGUUGCUUGGUAUUUGUAACAGCUCUGAAAUGGCAACCAAAAAAUUAAAUGUAUGUCGCAUGGGUCCUAAAUUUUGGUGCGGAACCAAAACUGCGGCAGUUUAUUGCAAGAAACAACGUCAAUGCGCAUCAACAACAUUAACUGCCAGUACGUCCGUGCAUACCGCUUUCGAGGCCACCGAAGUGUGUAGUUUCUGUGAAACUAUUGUAGACUAUGUCGAGGGCCUUAUCAAAAUUAAUCAAACAGAGAAUACGAUCUACAACGAUUUGGCCACUUUGUGCUAUAUCUUUCCAUCUGGAAGCAUGAGAACUGAUUGUGUCAGUUUUGUGGAUAAAUACACAAAGUCUGUUUUCCAAUUGGUUAACUCUUCCGUUAAGCCUUCCAGCGUAUGCAAGCUGCUUGGAGCUUGUAGUAGUAGCCAGGUUGCUGUACGAAAAAUGAAUUUGUGUCUUCUCGGCUCCGAAUUCUGGUGUCGUAAUAAAGUGGCUGCGAGUCAAUGCAAGAGACGAAGUUAUUGCCGCCUAUAAUGCUUUGGAUCAGGUUGUAAUUAGCAAUGAAUAAUUCGCUAAUUUAGGACUUACUCAGUAACUUAGAAAACUAAUGAUAAGCUAAUAUCUAAGUUAAUAACUGAUAUACUCAUUUGAAGAAUUUUGAAUUAUAGUUUACUACAGUUGCAUAGCUGAUAAAUAGGUCAAUGUUAGGAUUUAUUGAUUUGAAUCUGUUAUUCUGUUAUUGACAUAAAUAUGAUGAUAGUCGACUUUUGCACUAAUCUAGAUAAUGCAUAGACAUGAAGAUGGCGUAGUUAUGACUUGUUUUGACUACUAUUUCGAAAUAUCGGUUAGCGUGUCAUGGACUAGCGUUAGGUUUUUGAAAGUAUAUUGUAGACACGCAAAGCAAUAAAUUUU